Messenger RNA from Gossypium arboreum, 2054 nucleotides. Its product is annotated as probable glucuronoxylan glucuronosyltransferase IRX7. Lineage: Eukaryota; Viridiplantae; Streptophyta; Magnoliopsida; Malvales; Malvaceae. The transcript has 4 exons. Gene Ontology annotation, molecular function: glycosyltransferase activity. Bases 367 to 1737 code for a protein of 456 amino acids. The record is from RefSeq and is a predicted model, not a curated record.
AUAGCGGAGUUCCAUACUUCACCGCCAUGUGAUCUUUUUCUCUGUGUGUGUGUAAAAGUUUUUGUUUUUCUCCAUUUCUAUAAAAUUUUCCAGUGAUGAAAACUGAACUAAGCAGAAUUGUUAUUUAUUAAGAUAAACAACAAAGUCGUUCAAUUGUUUUUGGUGCAAAAGCGAAGUGUGAACCAACCUGUACGCAUCUAUCUUCUAACAGAAAAUCUUAAAUUCCACUUCCUAGUCAAAACCAGAAACUGAGAACCCCAUCUCAACUGCUUUAGUUUUGGACCAAGCUAAGUCCUUUGAUCUUUAUCAGGGAAAAAAAACACUUCUGCUUGCAGCUUCUGGUUUCUUUGAUGUAUUUCAAAUGAGAUGAUGGCUUCAGAACUGCAAAAACUCAUCAAGAAAAACAGAGGAUUCUAUGUUAAGAUGAGGAUAUUACACAAAGGCAGACAACCUGAGAAAAGCCUCUUUUUUAGAUACUACCAAUGGAUUCUUUGGUUUUCUUUUACCCUCUAUUUUCUCACCUCUUUCUUCAUUACUAACAAGCCAAUCCAAUUGUCUAAACCUCGUGCUUCUGGUUCCAAAUUAUCCUUACCUUCUCGUGUCCUGUUUGAAUCUGUUAACAAAACUAGUCAACAACCUUAUCUCAAAAACCCAGCGAUGUUCAAAGAUUUGAAGAUAUUCAUCUAUGAGUUACCAUCGGAAUACAAUGAAAACUGGCUUUCCAACAAGCGAUGCAGCAACCACUUGUUUGCCUCCGAAGUGGCCAUUCAUAGAGCCUUGUUGAACGCCGACGACUUUAGAACAUUUGACCCUAAAGAAGCUGAUUUCUUUUUCGUGCCUGUUUAUGUCUCCUGCAACUUCAGUACCGUUAAUGGUUUCCCUACCAUUGUCCAUGCUCGGUCUCUUUUAUUCUCGGCUAUCCAAUUUAUCACCAAAAACUACCCAUUCUGGAACCGCUCCCAAGGUUUUGACCACAUCUUCGUUGCUUCCCAUGAUUAUGGAGCCUGCUUUCACGCCAUGGAGGAUAGAGCUAUCGAUAACGGGAUUCCGGAGUUUUUGAUGAACUCGAUACUAUUACAAACAUUCGGGGUCAAUUACAAGCACCCUUGUCAGGACGUUGAAAAUGUUCUUAUACCGCCUUAUAUAUCGCCGGAAAGUAUACGGAAGACCCUCGAGAAGGCUCCGUUGACUGGGAAUCGAGACAUCAUGGUCUUUUUCAGGGGAAAAAUGGAAGUCCACCCCACAAACGUUAGUGGAAAAUUUUAUAGCAAGAGGGUGAGGACGGAAAUUUGGCGAAGGUAUAAAGCAGAUAGGAGGUUUUACUUGCAAAGACAUAGAUUUACCGGUUACCAGUCAGAAAUUACACGGUCUGUUUUUUGUUUGUGUCCACUUGGAUGGGCCCCCUGGAGUCCAAGGCUUGUUGAGUCCGUGGCUUUGGGCUGUGUCCCGGUGAUCAUAGCAGACGGUAUCAGGCUGCCGUUCUCCUCCGCUGUGAAGUGGUCAGAGAUUUCCCUCACGGUGGCGGAAAGGGAGGUUGGGAAGUUGGGGCAGAUCCUGGAGCACGUAGCCGCGACCAAUUUGUCUACCAUUCAGAAGAACUUGUGGGACCCCGCUGUCAGGCGAGCCCUACUGUUCAAUGAUCACAUGCAAAGAAGGGAUGCUACGUGGCAGAUUUUAACUUCGCUCUAUAAAAAACUGAACCGGUCGUACAGGAGGUCAAGGGUUCCAAGCCAAUAGGAAGAAAACACGUCGGAUGAGUAGCCAGCUAUAGGGGUAAAAUUGGCAACGUGGAUGUGGAUGCAUCCGUGCAUGAAUGGAGGACAGCUGGCUGUGGAGGUUGCUUGGAUCGCCGGUGUCAUAUAAUGAAAGCUUGAUGAAAUUAUAUCCUAUAUGGUGGGUCAUUGGACCUACAUAAAAGCAUGAGAAAUUUUUUUGUUUAUUUAUUAAAUAUUUGCCCAAACUAAUGUGGUUAAUACAAGAUGACCUAACGUAACGGAGAAAGAGAAACAAAUAUUCGUGAUAAAUAACACACACAUGGAAUCAUUUUUGGUUAA